AUCUGAGCUUUCUUGAUUAGUAUAUGGUUUCAAUUUUGCUUCAUCAUUGUCUUGAUUAUACAUACAGUUACAUAUGUCAUUUGUUUGAACUCAUCUCUCAUCUUGGAAGUGUAUUUGUGAAGCCAUGCCUUCAUAGUUAAAAAGGCAAUGCUGGCCUUAUAGCCCUUUGCUCUCAAAAGAGAUGAUCUCAUCAAAACCUCUGUUUCGUUGUAACACUUCUCUUGUAAACCAAGUGUUGGCUGCGAUCAUCCAAAACAAGCCGUUUGAUGCCCAGCUAGCUGCCUCAACUACCACCACUCCCAACUCCAACCAGCCAUGGAGUGUUGAAACAAUCUCUGAGGUGUUGAGAUCCAUACCAAGAUUCUUCUUCCAUUCUACUAGGUCCAUUGGUCGCCAGAAAAGCUUUAGACACCGAGCUCCUCUCAAACAAAGAAACCUUAGAGAAGAAUCUAAUAAAGAUCGCAAAGGUUUGGUUGUUCUUGGUCCAGCUGCCUAUAGAGACCCCUUGAAGGUCAAAUUAGGAUUGGACAAAGCAAGGGAGUUCUACUAUUGGGUUGAGACCCAUUUCGGGUUUACCCACAAUGAGAUGACUUGCAGAGAGAUGGCUUGUGUAUUGGCUAGAGGCAAUAGCUUGAAAGCUCUUUGGGAAUUCCUCAGAGAAAUGACAAGGAGAGAGAACGGUGGCCUUGUGACUACCAUGACUGUGACAUGUUUGAUAAAAGUUCUUGGAGAAGAGGGAUUAGUUAACGAAGCAUUGGCUGCAUUCUAUAGGAUGAAGCAGUUUCACUGUAAACCAGAUGUUUAUGCUUAUAACACAAUCAUUCAUGCUCUUUGUAGGGUACGCAACUUCAAAAAGGCGAAGUUUUUGUUGGAGCAAAUGGAAUUACCAGGGUUUAGAUGCCCACCUGAUUCGUUCACGUACACGAUAAUUAUUAGUUCUUACUGUAAGCACAGCAUGCAAACUGGGUGCAUGAAGGCCAUUAGGAGGAGGAUGUGGGAAGCAAACCACUUGUUUCGGAUUAUGCUCUUCAAGGGUUUCGUUCCUGAUGUUGUAACUUACAACUGUUUGAUUGACGGUUGUUGUAAAACUAAUAGAAUUGAGAGAGCACUUGAAUUGUUUGAUGAUAUGAAUAAAAGGGGAUGUCUCCCAAACCGGAUCACAUACAAUUCUUUCAUUAGAUACUACAGUGCUGUAAAUGAGAUUGACAAUGCUAUUGAGACCUUGAGGAGGAUGCAAAAGAUGGGUCAUGGAAUACCAACUUCUAGUUCUUACACACCAAUUAUCCAUGCACUGUGUGAAGCUGGAAGGGGGCUGGAGGCCCGAGAUUUUGUGGUUGAGUUGGUUGACGGAUGUUCAGUUCCUAGAGAAUAUACAUAUAGGUUGGUUUGUAAUGUGCUGAACUUAGCAGGAGAGGGUGAUUUGCUGGAUGAUGAAUUACGUAAAAGAAUUGAGGCCGGUAUUGACAAUAGACACAGGCAAGUGAUGAAGGUGAAACCAAUUAUGUCUAGCAAAAUUACAAUUUAGCACGGGGGGAGUUCAGUAAUGGAGAACAUGAUAUUCUCUGCCUUCAUAGUCGGAGUAUCAGGUGACAGAAUCCUAUGAGGUGAGUGCUUUGAUUCAGCUUGUGAGAACUACAAUCAUAAAUUUUCUUUUAACCUGUGUUUGGAUCAUAGAUUCAGGUAGGGGUUUAGAAAGGGAAAGGAAAACGCAAGGGAAAUGCAGAAAAAAAUUAACUUAUGUUUCAUUGACAUUUCCCUCUCUUUUUCCUUUCAUUUUCCAAAUUUCUACUUAAAUCCAUGAUCCAAACACAGUUCACAGUCUCAGUGCCUUUUCUAAGUGCAUUUUUCAAGUUUUAACUCUUGGAAUUUUUUUGCCAGCAGGUUCUCCUGCAUGUGGUUGGAUUGGGUCUUUCUUGGAUUUUUUUUUAAUAGAUUUUCCAUUGUAUACUGUGUUGAAUAUGUUGAUUUUAUUACUCGCAUUGCUCUUCCUCCUAUUUUAUUAACAGGCAGUGGCACUGAACAAUGAUAUGACUAAAUACCCUCGUCUAUUUUCUCUAACCUCCCUCUCCCAUCCAGGGUGGGGAAGUGUUUAAUGGUUUACUGGUUGUAUUUGAGCCACACAAAGCAUCUGCAAAAUUUUGAAUGCAAAAUUGCAACUUUGUCAGUUGGAUAAUUUUAUAUUUAAAAAACAUAUUGUAUGGAUUGAAGAGAAGGUGGAUUAAUGAAAAUUCUUUAGGGCAAUGGUUGUAUGGGGUGAAGAGCAGAGCACAGUGGAAUAUUUGAAAACACAGUAGAUGGGCUGAAGUGCAAUAAAAAAAAUAAAAAACAUAAGCACUUGACAGAAAUACAAAAUUGUGAACUAAACUUGCAUCGGGUGAUAAUUGUGGUAGUAUUUUAUAUUAUGCUUUCCUUCAUCACAUUUUGGGAGGCUUCCCAAAUGUACCUCUGCUUGCUAUUACACAAUGAUGAAAAUUUGGGCAUGCAAUCACUUUGUUGCUCGUAAUGCUUUAAGAUUUUUCUUUUCUUUCUUCUUUUUAUUUGUUUUUUUAAUGAUGGAUAAAUUGUCCAAGAUGGUUGAAUAUCCAUCAUCCUGGUUACUGGUUAACUUUUGGCAACGGCUGUUAUGAAGCAGUGGCAGCCAUGUCACUGAGGUUUUCUUUUGAAGGCGGCAUACUGUCUGAAUGCCUAUUGUGGAAAUGUAGACACUAGCUGCAGACUGUAGUGUAUUCUUAUAUAAGUACUUUAAGGGCCUACUUUGAUUGAUUUUGUGUAUCUAGUCUCGGUGUUAGUUAUGGUGGUUUAGUAUCGGACUUUCCUUUACACUUUUUGUCUACAUGCCAACAUCUGUUUCUGUAACUUGAUCUACUAUUUAGUUUAGGAAAGCUUAUAACUUGUCUUGACUAUUUAAUUCUGGGACUUAUUCCCUGUUGUAAAUGAUAUUUUUCUGAUGUAAUUAAAGACAAUCAGUCAAGCUUAUGUUGGCUUCAUAUGCCCUUUGAUUUGGCCUUGAUUGCUGGAGCAAAAGCCAUUCUGUUUCUGAAAUUUUGGAUGGUCAAAAUCACCGGCCACCUUUAUCAGCGUUGGAUACAUUCUUCAGAUUCUUUUGCUGUAAUUGGUCAGGUAUGACUACACAACAAGAUCAUCGCUCUCUCAACCCUGGAUUUAUCCACACACGGGGCCUUGUUUGUGAUUUUGUAUGGAUCUCAGAAAUUAGAAAUAUAAUGUGCACAAUAUCAUUUUUCAA
This is a messenger RNA of Camellia sinensis, 3244 nucleotides long. RefSeq names its product pentatricopeptide repeat-containing protein At1g77405. Gene Ontology annotation, cellular component: mitochondrion. Gene Ontology annotation, molecular function: mRNA binding; protein binding. NCBI's taxonomy places the organism in Eukaryota, Viridiplantae, Streptophyta, Magnoliopsida, Ericales, Theaceae. Gene Ontology annotation, biological process: mitochondrion organization; RNA processing. The record is from RefSeq and is a predicted model, not a curated record.